AUAAGCUCGUUGCAGAUCCAGUCACAAUAUCUUUGAGCAACUUGUGGAAGAGAAACUUCAAGAUUAAAGCUCCAGCUACCAGACAGAUAUGAUUUCAAUUGGAGGCCUCGGAGGAUUUUGGAUACUUGCACUGCUGACUCUUCACAGUGCAGAUAUGGGAGAGACCCAGAAAUACUAUUUGGAGGAGCCUGACGUGCCUUUCCCGCCUGCCAAUCCCACUGUUCAGAACCUCGAUGCCAUCUGCAAUCAAAGUCAGGGGCGUCCCAGAUACCCAUCCAGCUUCUUCCCGAGAUCCUCGGUCAGUCACUUCCGCCGCCGUGGAAAUUGCAUCAACCGUAUGGAGUCGUGGUACAGUUCCUGCUGCAGUGGUCAGCAGAGCGACCAGAUCCUCUGCUGCACCCAGCAAGCUUGGAAACAAGCCCUGACCCAGUUCUGUGUGGAAGAGUUUUCCACCAUGACUAAUGCAUAUGUGUGCUGUGUGGACAGUGGAGACGAUCGCUGGGAGUGCUUCGACAGCGAGCUGCCAAACCCAAACUAUGACCCAACACCAGGCUACACUGCACCCACAGUCGCUGAGGAGUUAGGAUUCAUCUUCAAUGCAACUGCUUGCUAAAGAUCUUUGUCACCGAGGAGGACAGGCCAUGCUGGUUGUGUUCAUGCUGAGUAAGGAUAAUAACAGCUGAAGUCAGUUAUUAUUUUUGACAACUCUGUAUUUUAACUAUGCUUUGUCACGAAAACAUGAACAUUUUUUUUUAUUGUUCUCCUUGUAAAUUUUCACAGUUACAACUCAAAUAAAUUGUGUCCUGAAUGGAUUUUACAGUUUCUGAUAUUUACUGUAUUCUUUGUUAGAAAAAUAAAGGAUGAAAUAAACACAUAUAUGUUUU
Molecule: messenger RNA, 884 nt
Organism: Cottoperca gobio
Lineage: Eukaryota; Metazoa; Chordata; Actinopteri; Perciformes; Bovichtidae
Gene: ecm1a
Product: extracellular matrix protein 1a
Exons: 4
Coding region: 89-613 (174 amino acids)
Biological process (GO): signal transduction; regulation of bone mineralization
Cellular component (GO): extracellular region
Source: RefSeq, a predicted model, not a curated record